This is a messenger RNA of Leptonychotes weddellii (Weddell seal), 2613 nucleotides long. NCBI's taxonomy places the organism in Eukaryota, Metazoa, Chordata, Mammalia, Carnivora, Phocidae. The record is from RefSeq and is a predicted model, not a curated record.
AUGUCUCUGUCAAGUCGACAAACAGCUAUUGUUAACCCUCCACCACCAGAAUAUAUAAAUACUAAGAAGAAUGGGCGAUUGACAAAUCAACUGCAGUAUCUACAAAAAGUUGUCCUGAAGGCUUUAUGGAAGCAUAGUUUUUCCUGGCCUUUUCAACAGCCUGUGGAUGCUGUGAAACUAAAGUUGCCAGAUUAUUACACCAUUAUAAAGACCCCAAUGGAUUUAAAUACAAUUAAGAAGCGCUUAGAACAUAAGUAUUAUGUGAAGGCUUCAGAAUGUAUAGCAGACUUCAACAUAAUGUUCUCAAAUUGUUAUUUAUACAACAAGCCUGGAGAUGACAUUGUUCUUAUGGCACAAGCUCUAGAGAAGUUGUUUAGGCAGAGAUUAUCUCACAUGCCGCAAGAAGAACAAAUUGUGGGUGGUAAAGAAAGAAUAAAGAAAGGCAUUCAACAUAAUGUAGCAGUUCCUUCUGUUAAAGAAAAACAAUCCCCCAAAGCACUGGAAAAAGUAUUUAAGCCACAAGUGAUUCCCUCUGUAUUUCCUGAGACAUCAAUUUCUCCUUCAAACAUGGCACAAGGUACUCCACUCAACUCUGCCUCACAAACAGUGGCCCAAGUUACAAGGGGUGUGAAGAGGAAAGCAGAUACCACAACUCCUACAACUUCAGUAGUUAAAGCAAGUGGUGAAUCUUCCCCAACGCUUGCAGAAAAAAAAUCAGUGAACAUGCCACCUAUAAAAGAAAAUGUGCUGAAGACUGUUUUGCCAGAUUCUCAGCAACAAUGUAAAGUUGUAAAGAAUGUUAAAGUGACUGAACAGUUACGACACUGUAGUGAGAUUCUUAAAGAAAUGCUUGCAAAGAAACACUUAUCCUAUGCGUGGCCCUUUUAUAAUCCUGUUGAUGUUAAUGCUUUGGGGCUCCAUAACUACUAUGAUAUUGUGAAAAAUCCAAUGGAUCUUGGUACUAUUAAGCUGAAAGCUGUUCAUCAACAGCUACAGGUUCUCUCCCAAGUCCCUCUCCGUAAGCUAAAGACAAAGAAUAAGUCUAAAAGGGAAAAGAAGAAAGAAAAGGCUAAUAACAGAGAUGAAAAUCCAAGAAAAAAGUUUAAGCAAGUGAAAUUAAAGGGAAAGUCCAAAAACAAUCAGCCAAAGAAGAGGAAACAACAGGUGUUUGCUCUGAAACCUGAAGUUGAGGGUAAUGCUAAGCCUAUGAACUAUGAUGAGAAAAGGCAGCUAAGCUUGGAUAUAAACAAACUCCCUGGAGAAAAACUUGGGCGAGUCGUUCAUAUAAUACAUUCAAGAGAGCCAUCUCUGAGAAAUUCCAACCCUGACGAGAUAGAGAUAGACUUUGAAACACUGAAAGCAUCAACACUGAGAGAACUGGAAAAGUAUGUUGCCGCAUGUCUACGAAAAAGACCGCUAAAACCUCAUGGUAAGAAAAUAACAAAGUCCAAAGAAGAAUUUCAUUCACAGAAAAAACAGGAGUUGGAAAAGCGGUUACUAGAUGUCAAUAAUCAAUUAAAUUCUAGAAAAUGUCAAACAAAACCUGAGAAAGCGCAGCCCCCCCCGGCUGUGGGAAGUGGUUCCCGGCUGAGCGAGAGCAGCAGCGGCAGCAGCGGCAGCAGCAGCAGCUCCUCAGAGACCGAGAGCAGUAGCAGCGAUUCAGGCUCGUCCGGCAGCAGUGAUUCCGAAUCAGAAAUGUUUCCUAAAUUUACUGGAGUAAAACAGAAUGAUUCUCCUAAAGAACAAGUAAAGAUACAGUCUUCUGUGCAAGAUAAAGCAUCUGCAAAAACCACCCUUGUUUGUCAGACUUCAUAUUCAUGUGAAACACCACCAAAUCACCACCAGUUACCAUUUAAUCAUCAAGAAGUAGAACAUUUACAGAGUGUGGAAAACAUUUCACCUUUACAAAUUCUGCCUCCCUCAGGUGAUUCUGAACAACAUUUGAACGGCCUAACUGUGACGCAUCAGUCUGGUGAUAAUGAUACAGCGGUGUUAGAAUCUGAAUGUCAAGUACCUGUGCAGAAGGAUAUAAAGAUCAAGAAUGCAGACUCUUGGAAAAGUUUAGGCAAACCAGUCAAAACAUCUGGUGUACUGAAAUCCUCAGAUGAGCUCUUCAACCAAUUUAGAAAAGCAGCAAUAGAAAAAGAAGUAAAAGCUCGAACACAGGAACUAAUACGGAAACAUCUGGAACAGAAUACAAAGGAACCAAAAAUAUGUCAAGAAAAUCAGAGGGACCUUGGCUUUACUCAAGAAUCUUUUUCAAAUAAGACACAAAACCAGUACGUUGGAGAAGAACAGAAAGAACAUCAGCAGUCUUCGGAAGCUCAAGAUAAAUACAAACUCUGGCUUCUCAAAGACCGUAAUUUAGCGAGGGAGAAAGAGCAAGAGCGGAGGAGGAGAGAAGCAAUGGCUGGUACCAUUGAUAUGACUCUUCAAAGUGACAUUAUGACAAUGUUUGAAAACAACUUUGAUUAAAACUUAUUAACCAUCAACUUAAAAUGAGUGAUCUAAAAGAUUAAAAUGCAUAUGGUAAAAUGAUUGCUUUCAAACACCAAGAUACCAAUCUUAUAUUGUAUUUUGACUGCUCUAAAAUGAUUAAACAAUUUUCACAUA